ACAGCCUGAAGCCUAAUUUUGUUGACAAUGACGUCAAACCCCAUGCAGCAAUAAUUGCAAUUAAAAGUCAGCCUUUGCUCACGAUUGACUGCAAUAUAUUUAGCUGUACGUGAUAUGAAGUACAGAAAGCCACAACGCUGUUGCUUCUUAUAAAGGAAAAUGAAAAAAUUGUUUUUGUUGAUUGCUUUUGGCCUGGCAUCUUUAACACCAAAAAGUGAAGGCCUGGCACCUUGUAACUUUAUUACGGUCGACUUGAGGAAAGACGAUGGAAACUGCAGUCAAAUUAUUCAUAAGCCAUCGCCAUAUCGUUUGCGUGGUAUCGUUACAGUAUGUCCUAGAACUCUUGACGUGUUUUGGUUGAAUCGCCCUCCUUUUGUUUUCACUGACGAUGCACUUGCCGGUAACAAGACUCAUCCAAUUGGGGUUUUUGUGGAUGCUGUUCGUUCGUCACUAUCCGUCUGUUGCAGAAGGGAGGGUAGUUCUCCACCAAACAUCAUUUUCGACCGAUUGCCCACAAAAAGUCUUGAUGCACUGCACAGCAAAGUUUUAAGCUACAAAAACUCCGAAAGCUAUAUGAUUCUUCCUGUUGUCACAGAUGUCAAAGAUAAUCAAAAAUAUUUAGAUGUUGUUGAUGUCGUGUCGGUUCUCCAGUCCCCUGGGGAAAUCCUUCUCCUUCGCAGGGAAAGCGUUGAAAGGAAUGAGCAGUUUAAAGUCUGGCAGUCAAUUGAAAGUGUUUGGUUGGCCAUUUCACUUUCAAUUUUACUAUCGGCAAUUGCAGGUGUAUGUGUUUGGGCUUUGGAUACUUUGAGAAACCCAGAUGACUUCCCCAAUUCCUUUGGUAAAGGUGCAAGCGAGGGAUUUUGGUGGGCUUUUGUUACCAUGACAACAGUGGGUUAUGGAGACCGCACACCCAAGUCAAUGUUUGGACGUCUAUUUGGCAUUAUUUGGAUAGUUUUUGGUAUCUCGUUGUGCUCAAUCAUGACAGCUACCAUAACAACAGCGCUAACUUCCAUGAAUGUCAAAAAGGAUGUUGCAAUAAUGGACAAAAAGAUUGCUGUAUUGGCUGGGAGUAACUCCAUAUCCGAAGCUGUGAAGAAUUUUGCCAUUCCAAAAGUCUAUGAAGAUCUAAAAGCAAUGGACGAUGCGCUUGCAAAAGAGGAGGUUGAUGGUAUCAUGGUUGAAAUGAGUUUAGGMGUCUACAAUCUUCACAGUCCGUCCUUUGCUCAUCUUCAAAUCCAAGAUGUCUAUAAAAGUCUUCACUCAUAUGGAUUUGCAUUUUGGAAAUUCACCAACGGACAUUUACAAAGUCCUUUCUCUCGGAAUGUUAACAACUGCCUCAAGAACAUAUUUAGGUACAGGGAAAAGGACGUUGCACAAUUGGUUGACGAUUACUUGGACCGAAGUGAAAAUAACAAACUACAAUACAAGGAAAUGGUGAGCUUUUUCUCUCUGAAGUCACCUUUAUUCAAGAAAAUCUUCAUCAUCCUGUCUGCAUUGACUGCAAUGAUCGUAGUUUGUGGAUUUGCUGAGCAGUUUUACCGUCAGCAGUGUAAAGCAAGUAGCAAAGGACAACGUGCAGUCGAAAUAAAAGAGUAAAUUAGAUGCUGUGCUGUGUGUCUUUAUAACCGUUUCGUGUUGCAUGAGCCUCAGUCUCUGGUUUAUCAUUGGUUUAAUAGUAUUGAUUCUAAGAAAUUAAAUCCCACUAGCUUCGUUACACUUAACCCGUGAAAUAGCGAUUAACUUUGCACAGAGAAAGAAUGUGUACAUUUAGUAGACCUCUGAAGCUUUUACGUCAUGUACCGUAUACGCAAUGCAUUGUAGGAUAUGUUUGGGACAGAACAUGGCGGAUUUCUUUUGUUUUCUCUUGAAACUGAUCCCACAAUGCAUUGAAAAUCAAGUAAUGGCGUAAAAGGUUCAGAAGUCUAUUAGAGAAAAACAUUGAUACUUUAUUGAAUAAAAAAACGUGUCUCUGGUCUUUUCCUUGAAGUACGUGAGCUUACAUUAAAUCUGGAAAAAAACAUAGAUAGUUUGUAAUGGAUGGAACUCAUUAGUACACUUGACUAAUGAAAGAGUCAUUAGUGUGUAAAAACUUCAGUGGAGAUAAAAAUAAAAUAAUCAAAAUAAAAGG
Molecule: messenger RNA, 2128 nt
Organism: Exaiptasia diaphana
Lineage: Eukaryota; Metazoa; Cnidaria; Anthozoa; Actiniaria; Aiptasiidae
Exons: 6
Coding region: 160-1596 (478 amino acids)
Biological process (GO): potassium ion transmembrane transport
Cellular component (GO): voltage-gated potassium channel complex; membrane
Molecular function (GO): delayed rectifier potassium channel activity; ligand-gated monoatomic ion channel activity
Source: RefSeq, a predicted model, not a curated record